GGAUUUUAAAAAUGCGGUGGGCGGAGCGUCUGAUUUUUGAACUACUGGCGGCGGAGAUCCGGCGUCCCUGACUCGGGCACGGUAGGCUUGCUGUCGAGUUCCGUUUUGGCCGCAGGACCCGGAAGGCUUAGGAGGAGUCGGCUGAGCCCGGACCCUCGCGUCCAGCCAUGGUCGGGCGCCGCAAGCCAGGGACCCCGAGGAGGCGACCCUCUAGUCCGGCGCCCGGACCCUCUCAGCCAGCCACGGACUCGCGUCGCCAGUCGAGGACUCCGACGAGGCGGCCCUCCAGUCCGGCGCCCGGACCCUCGCGACGGAGCUCCGGAGUAGGCCCUCAGGCACUACACAGAAGACGGAGAUUCCUGUGGCUUAAGGAAAUAAAGAACCUGCAAAAGAGCACAGACCUCUUGUUUAGGAAGAAGCCUUUCGGCCUCGUGGUAAGAGAAAUAUGUGGGAAAUUCAGCCGUGGUGUGGAUUUAUAUUGGCAAGCUCAGGCCUUGUUGGCCCUUCAAGAGGCAGCAGAAGCGUUUCUCGUUCACCUCUUUGAGGACGCCUAUCUCCUCUCCUUACAUGCUGGCCGAGUCACGCUUUUCCCCAAAGAUGUGCAGCUAGCCAGGAGGAUCCGAGGCAUUGAGGGAGGACUCGGCUGAGCUGCCAGUGCGAUGUGUCCAGACAAUACCUGGAAUCUUUUGGAGCUGCAGCCAAACAGCAGUGUCUGAGGCACUGCCUGGAUAUUGCUGGUUUUGAGCAGUGGCUACACGAUGCCCUUUAAGAUUGUGGCUUUUGCCUGUGACAGAGGAAGAAGAGGCCAUCUGCCUCGCCCAUGGACACGAAUGAGUGUUUGCAGACCAAAGGUCAACUUGGUUUGUGAAUUGCUCAACCACAUUACUGUUUGCGGGUUUCAGACCCAUGAGGUCUGCCAUGUUAUGAGGGGUAUUGAUAUUUUAUUCUUCCUGUACCAUGUGCAUCUUUUAUCCUGUGUCUUUGUACUUUUUAAAUAUAAGGGAGAAGUUUUUGAGUAAAAUGUUAGAAUCUGUUGUAUGGAAAGCCCUGGCAGUCCCGCCCGCCAUACAAAUGUCUGCCUUCCAGAUUGCCCUCACGCUGCCUGUCAGCAAACAUGGAGCUUUUCAAAACUUAAGUAGCGUUACAUACACAGUCUUCUCUUCCUUCCCUUCAAGGCUGGGACUUGAAUCCAAUGUCUUAUACAUGCCAAACAUGGACUGUAAUGUUGAACUGCAUCCACAGCCUGAAAUAUAUAGUCUUUCUGGUUCCUACCAGUAAAUUCCUAUGGAAACCAUCCAGAAAGUCUCUCUUAGAAGUAGACAGUUUAUCCUUAGCUGUAAAUCACAUACAAUGUAUCAUACCAGUUUUGGGAUUUUACAACAUGUUUUCCGUAUUUUUUACAGGUUAUCUUUAGUUUAUUUGAGGAGAAAUAAUAAAAAAAUAAUUUCUUAGUGAGAAAAAUUGAAAUAAAGUUACUGUUACAGAUGUUAUAAGCUUUUGUAGUAAGUAUUAAACUUAUCAUUUCCCACCAUUUGGAGCAGUUACAAUGUAACCAAGAGAAGUGAGCUGUGAUGCAAGGCACCCACAAAACACCUGCCCUCUUGUGGAUAAAAGCAAUGUAAGAGGUGUCCAGGAAAAUGGCACGUGCUGAGGUGAGAACAGCAGUGAACACAGACUCCUGGUGAAGACAUGGCAACUGACUAAACUCAGCCACGUUCCAGGUUUCACGAGUCAAUAAAACUUUACCCUUUGCAAAAAUGUAUUGGCAGAUCAGAUAUAUGCAGACAUUCAUAUAAAGCUCGUCUGUGGUAAAGUCUUUUUACCUUACCACAUUAGUCUUUUUCUUACGUGACAAGCAGCUCUGUAGUGUUUAUUGGAAUAAGAACUUUACCUCCUGGUAACUAAUAGUAUGUAAUGUGUGUAAUGUUUUAUCUGAAGCUUUAACAGCUUACAUGAGGUUUCUCACUCGAGUGUGUAAGUCAAACAAUCUCUGGUGUUCCCCAGGAUAUCCACCUGUCUCCACCUUCUCAGUAUGGGAUACAUACAUCUUCCCAGUAUGGGAUACAACCAUAUGCUGUCAUAUCUGGCUUUUUAUGUGGAUCCUGGGGGUUACGCUCAGGUCCUUGUGACUGCAAGGCAAGCUCUUUACCAACCGAGCCAUACGCCAGCCCAGUGUUGUGGAGCUUUUGUGUGGUCUGAGGUAUCCCUCGCUGCACACGUAUUGAGAGAGUUUCGGAUGCCUGGGCCUGUGUGCCACAGCUGGGAAGUAGCAGUGGGCUUUGCAGGCUGUAGUCUGGCCUCUUCCUAGUUGAUAGCCACACCACAGUCAUUAGCUACUUCUGUUCCUCUGUCUUCCCUACCCUGACACUUAUUCCCUGAACCAAGAUCCCAAGCAUCUCCCCCCUCAUCUGCUUCUGUCGGGUAUGUGGUCACAGAGUAAAGUUACUAAUAUAUAAACCCCACUUCUCAUUCGCUGGUUUGUUUGAGACAGGGUUCUGCUGUGUAACCAGUUUGUUCUUGAACUUGUGAUGUUUCUGCCUCAGCCUCCCAGGUGCCAGAAUCAGGAGUGUAGCACCCACAGCCUGCUUUCUGCCUUUCUCUUUUCUUUUUUUCUUUUUUUUUUUUUUUUUUUUUUUUUUUGGGGAGCUGGGGCCCGAACCCAGGGCCUUGCAUUUGCUAGGCAAGCGCUCUACCACUGAGCUAAAUCCCCAACCCCUCUGCCUUUCUCUAUUAGGACUCUCAUCAAUUCCUAGCCUUCCCAUUGAGUUUAUUUCUGCUUUCACGUUUUUAAUAUCCAAGGCAUUUUUCUUAUUUUUUGGCUAAUUUUUUUAUAUGUAUAAAAUGACAGCACUUAACUCAGUAAAACAAACCACUACAGCUAUUGAAAUCAAAGAGCAUUGAUGAGGAAGACAAAGGGAAGAUCAGGGAGCCUCUAGUGUCAAAAAACCCAGCCUCACUGUAGCUCUAUAGGAAUCAUGACCCCCACCACUAUAGUGCUGACCUGUGUGGCUGCCCCUGGUCCUCACACUGAGCAGAGCACCAGCCUGUCAGUGGCCGCCCCCUAAGUCCUACAAGCAUCUCCCAUCUGCAGAACCUAGCCAGAAGCAGCCACAAGGGAGUCUGAGAAUGUUAGCCAGCUUCUAGCCUCCUUUGUUAAGAGUCGAGACAGGGACCAACCCAAAAGAACCAUCACAUAGCCCUUGUGAGUACCACUUUAAGUUGUGAUUUUCUGGUUUGGUUUUGCUGUGUAAUAACUGUUCGCUCCGAGUUACUUUUCCUCCCUCUUAUUUGCUUGAGGACACAGACAAAAGCUAAUUGAGAGUUAUAAGCUUGCAGCUAGAACUUGCCUAGAGACUGCUCAGAUGAACAUUUUAGAGAAUCCUCAUGUCCCCUUGGGAUAAAGACAUGACCAGAGGAGGUCUAAGGCCUAGGUGGUUUUAAGAACUGAGGCUCAUAUGCAAAAACCAUGCAUAAACCUCCAACAUGCCCGUCCCUGGCUUUGGCCUCCUUGCAUCCAGAGGCCCUCUACUAAAUUGUCUAAGGGGACAACGGCAGUUGUGUAGUGAGUGGUGAGAGGAACUUCUAGGGGUUUGGUUUGCUAAUGACCCUGCAACCAGACCCACUCAACUCCCAGGGCUCCAGUUGCAGAAGGAUGUAAUGACGCCGUCAGUUUUGGGGGUAGCAAAGGCUGUUGUGGUUGUGUAGAAAGUGCUGGUUCAGCUUGGCCCCGGAUGUCUCAGGAGCUGCUGAAGUCAGUGCUUGUCCACCUGCUUUUUAACUUUCAAAAGAGUUGCUGCCUUUGCCUCCGUGGUUCUCCUCGUCUUUGAGUGUGUGAUGAUCUUCUUAACUCUGUGAGUUAAGCUGACUCCAUGGUUUUCUAGGUUCUUUCCACCCCCCCCCCCCCAUUGAGAUAUCACCACAACCAUUACUCUUUGAAGCUAAUACUAGUUCCUUGAUUUAUCUUCAAAGCUGUUUCCUUGUGUCUGGUGUUCUGCGAUGUCAUUAUGUUGUGUCUAAAUGCAGAUUUCUUUUAGUUCGCUUGGCAUUCAUUGGGCUUCUUGAAUAUGGGCUGAUGGUUUCUCAUCAGUCCUCACCCAUUAUCUCGUCAAACACCGCCUCUCCACAGUCUCUCCACUCCCACAGAAGCUCCAGUCACCUGCUCUUCAGGCUUUUCCCUGUGCCCUCCAUCACUGCUUUCAGACGGCUUCUUCUGCCCACCUCCUAAUUCAUUGAUGGGAUUUUUCUCUUCAGCCAGUCCUAAUUUACUUUUAAACUUUUCAAUUUUCUUUUUUUUUUUUCAUGUUUUUUCUAUUUUGAGAUGAUUGCUCAUUAUAUGGCCUGUCUCUGCCCACAGUGCUGGGAUUAAAUAUGUGUAUCUUCUAGCCUUUGCCCAUUUUCUUAAUUUUAACUGUUGCGAGGUGUAAUGGCUAUUCCUGGUUGUCAGCUUGACUAUAUCUGGAAUGAACUACGAUCCAGAAUUGGAGGGCUCACCUGUGAUCCAGAUCGUGAGGCUGGCAGACACAAGUUUCUGACCUGGAUCUUGGCAUAGAGAUCUUGAGGCAUAGUGGCUAUGAAAAACUUAGGCCCAGGCAAGGUAAUAUACACCUUUAAUCCCAGAAGACUAAGGCAAGGAAAUCUCCAAGCUCAAGGUCAGCCUGGGUCAAAGCAAGUCCCAGAUCCAGACAUGACCAUACACACCUUUAAUCUGGGUCACAUCUCCUGCUGGAGGCCUACAUAAGGACAUUGGAAGAAGGAAGACUCUUCUUCGCCUGCAUGCCCUUACUUGCCAGCACACCUGUUGGAAUCUACUUCUACAGAAGUCCAGCUCAUGGGACUGAGCAACUACUACAUCCUUGGACUUAGACUGUAAGUCAUCCCAAUAAAUUCCCUCAAUAUAGAGAUAUUCCAUAAAUUAUGUAAUUUUAGAGAACCCUGGGGCGGGAGAGGUAGGUCCCCAGGAGAGGUGUGUCUGAAGAGAAGAGACAGUGUACUCACAUACAUAAAAUAAAUAAAUAACUUUUUUUUUUUAAAAAGGAGAACCCUGACUAGGACAUGAGGGUUUUUUUGUUGUUGUUGUUUUGUUUUUAAUUUAUUAUUUCUGUAAUUAUUAUCUGGUUCUUUUUGCUCAUAACUGUAUUGUUUUGUUUUCCAGACAGGGUCUCACAUUGCCAAGGCAAGACUCAAGCCUGCUGUGUGGCCAAAUGUACUUUGAACUUAUUCUCCUUCCUGCCUCAGUUUCCCAGUGCUAGGGUUGUAAGCGCUCUGGGCCAGGCCUGACACCAGGAUGCCCAAUUGUCUUCUCAUCUUUGUUACUUUUUAGUUUCUUAUCCUGUUGAGGUCUACCCCACCUAGCAUAGCUAUAGCCAUUUUGUUCCAUGCCUGCCAUCAUUGAUACAGAAAAUGACUCGACUCAGAGCAAGGUCAUGCUGUGAGGUUUGUUCAACUUAAUAAAUUACACAAAGCUUUACAUAUGGCCCACCACAUUAAAGGUAAAUAUGAGCUGUUCUGUCUGAAAUGGCUUGAGUCAGAGCCAACCAUCCGGCAGCACCUGCAUGCGAGCUCAUUGUGGCUUUGUGGGGUUUUCCCUUUAUAAGCCGGCCCUGAGAAAUGGUCAGAGUCAUGGCUCAGCCCCUGAAUUCUGAGCUACGGCCCUGGCCCUGAUUGAUCAGUCUCAGGGGGUCCAUUCAAUAAACCAUCCUUGUCUGAG
Messenger RNA from Rattus norvegicus (Norway rat), 5707 nucleotides. Lineage: Eukaryota; Metazoa; Chordata; Mammalia; Rodentia; Muridae. The record is from RefSeq and is a predicted model, not a curated record.